Hyaloperonospora brassicae is the source of this 1491-nucleotide messenger RNA. The record is from the annotation of a GenBank genome assembly. NCBI's taxonomy places the organism in Eukaryota, Oomycota, Peronosporomycetes, Peronosporales, Peronosporaceae.
AUGACGGUCAUCAGCCCCAAGUCGACGCUGUAUCUGGAUCGCGAACGCCUUACUCGCUGGAUGUACUUGGCCUUUGCCGCACUUACGCUGUACGUCGUGGAGCGUGCGAAGAAUCGCAAGAUUCCGCGAGAGAACUUCUUUGGCAUGGCGUUGUCGUUGCUACCCACCGAGCUUUCACACAAGGUGGCGAUCGUCCACACGUGUCUCGCAGGGUAUCUGCUCAAGAAGAAGAUGCCGAUCUUUUCGCACUGGAGCGGCGCUUUUGCAGGACUAUUACAGUGUCUAGUAGCUGCGAACCUCCUCAAGUCGUUCCGACGAAACCUCGCGUCGAAGAAAGUCAUUCGCAAUGCGCUCAUCAAGUCUGACAUUGGCCCAGAAAAGUCACGCGACAUUGGCCGAAUGACGCUGAAGCGAUGGCUCAGCGUAUUGCUGCCAUUGCCACAGCCCUUGGCCGUAUCCCUGAGCUACCUUGGCGUGCAAAAAGUCCGCACGGUUGCUUAUGCGCAUGUGGGCAAAACGAAAACCCAGAAACUGCUCAUGGACGUUUACGAACACCGGGACAACAAACUACCCGAUGCCCCGAUUUUUCUCUAUAUCCACGGAGGAGGCUGGGUCAUCGGUGAUCGCCGAAUCCCACCCUUCUCAUGUGUGUACCAAGUGGCCUCAAUGGGCUGGAUCGUGUGCGUCAUUGACUAUCGGCUGUCUCCAAAUGUGGCGUUCCCCACUCACUUGAUUGACUCGAAGCGUGCUAUUGCGUAUCUACGUCAAAAUGCACGUGCAGAAUUCAACGCCGAUCCGGAGUACAUUGCUGUAGGCGGGGAGUCUGCCGGCGGACAUUUGGCGAGCUUGUUGGGACUUACUGCGGAUGACAAAUCCUUGCAGCCCGGUUUCGAAGACGUAGACACCAGUGUGCGCGCAGUUGUCGACAACUACGGCGUCCACGACUUCACAGAUCGACAUGGCAUCUAUUAUGCUCGUGACAAAACCAGCGGCUUUGUUCAAUAUCUUGAGUUCUUCGUGAUGCAAAUGAAGCUCAAGAGCAACAAGGAAGACUUUGAACGCGCGUCGCCCGUCGCCUACUUGACUGACGAAAGCGCUGCCCGUCGUCGAGAUAUUGUCCCACCUUUCAUGAUCACACACGGCACUCACGACAACGUCGUCUUGUUGCAAGACUCGCAGCUGUUCUUUGAUCGCUUGGUCAGCUACCGCCAGCACCUCCCUCCGGCGAUUCGAGCGUACCAGGACAAGCAACUCGGUGGCGUCCAGGAUAUCUUGGUCAAGGUGCCCUUUGCAAGCCACAUGUUCAACUUUCUCCUCUCUCCUCGAGCAUUGGCGCAUGGUGAUGCUGUGUGCGCUUUUCUCGACAACGUGUACAGCAAGACCAAGGAGGUACCACUAGAAGCUCGACUGUUUCCCAGUCGGGUCGAACAAGAAGCUGUAGUUUUGCGGGGGGAGGAGACGCUUUCUGCAAUCGCAUCGUCAAGGUUGUAA